This is a messenger RNA of Neocloeon triangulifer, 1782 nucleotides long. Its product is annotated as UDP-glucosyltransferase 2-like. The coding region runs from base 36 to 1631 and encodes 531 amino acids. The record is from RefSeq and is a predicted model, not a curated record. Gene Ontology annotation, molecular function: UDP-glycosyltransferase activity. Lineage: Eukaryota; Metazoa; Arthropoda; Insecta; Ephemeroptera; Baetidae. The transcript is spliced from 6 exons.
AAAGUGCUAUCUAGCAUCAUACAGUGUUUUGAAAGAUGUCCUCUUCAACAAAAACGAAUUUUUUAGUAGUCCUGCUGGUCAUUACGGCCACCAUUCCGCCUCCGGAGGUGGCCGCCGCCAAAAUUUUAGGGUUCUUUGGCAUCUCGUCGCGGAGCCACAACAACUUUUUCAACGCCCUGAAUGUCGAGCUGGCCAACCGAGGUCACGAACUCACUGUGGUCACCGCAUUUCCCAUGAAAAACACGCCGAAGAACUACCGGCAGAUAGACGUAAAGAUAGUGAGGGAACUUUUCAACGAGAUUAACAUGGUAAAGGCUAGCAAGUCGGGAUUUUGGACACAAAUCUUCCGGUGGAGAGAACCGGGUGAACCUGCGAACGUUAUGGUGGUCUGCAGCAAAGUUUUGAAAAUACCAGAGGUCGAAGCAUUAAGAAGUGAAAAUUUUGAUUUACUUUUGGUGCCAAUGUAUUACAAUGACUGCGCCUACCCCUUUUCGUGGCUUUACAACGCACCCAUGGUCAUGAUGGCCCCGUCAGGUGAUGCAUCCCACUUUGAAAUAGGAAUUGGAAAUCCUGAACCGCCGUCUUACGUACCAAAUAAAUUUUUGCCAUACACAGAUCACAUGACCUUUUAUCAGCGUUUCAUAAACACGUUUACUGCGCACCUUCUCAACUUUCUAAGAUUCUGGUUCAUUUUUCCAAUUAUUGAUGAAGACAUCAAAGAAUUUUUCGGACCAGACGCACCCUCCGUGGUGGAAUUGCAGAAAAACACGAGCCUCCUCAUUUUGAACGGACACUUCUGCUUGAACUAUCCAAGACCUUUCGUGCCUGCGGUUAUUGAGGCAGGAGGAAUGCAAAUUAAAAAAGACGUCAAACCUUUGCCGAAAGAUUUGCAAGAUUUUCUAGACGGCGCAAAGGAAGGUGCGAUUUAUUUCUCGAUGGGUUCCAUUCUUCAAGCCAAAGAUAUGCCUUUGGAAAAGGUUAAAGCUUUCGUUGCAGCUUUUGCUGAACUUCCUCAAAGGAUUAUUUGGAAAUGGGAAGUGGAAAAACUUCCGGGUCAGCCAAAAAACGUCAAAACGGGAGUCUGGCUACCGCAGCAAGCUAUUCUUAGUCACCCAAAUGUAAAACUCUUCAUCACGCACGGUGGUUUGCUGAGCACUCAGGAGGCUUCUUACUACGGAAUGCCACUCGUUGGAAUUCCCAUGGUUGGAGACCAAAUGCUGAAUGUGAUCAGGUCGCAGAAUAUGGGCUAUGCCCUUCAACUGUCCUACCAAAACCUCACAAAAGAGACAAUUUUAAAUACGAUCAAGAAAGUUCUUAAUGAACCUAGCUUUUCAAAGAAUGCAAAAAAAUUGCAAACGUGUGUUAGGGACCAACAGCAGACACCUUUGGAACGAGCGGUUUUCUGGACCGAGUACGUCCUGCGCCACAAUGGGGCGCCCCAUUUACGUUCGGCGGCUGCUGAUCUUGAAUGGUAUCAAGUGCACUUGGUUGACGUGUACGCGGUGCUCGCUGUCCUCGUUGCCUUGCCCCUGGUCUUGAUUUGUUUAAUCAUCAAGAAACUCUGCUGCUCAAAAAGAAAAUUUCAUGAAAAUUCAUCAGUGGGAAAAAAGAAGAAUAGAAGUUCUGACUAAUGUUCCACAUUGUUAAAUACAUGCUAAAUUUUAACAGUUCGUAAUUUUGGAUAUCAUUUUCGUACUAUUUAAGAAAGCAAAAGUUUGAUUUAAUAUCAUGGAAGAGCAAAAUUAAUAUUAAAAUAAUUAUAGCCAUAAUUUAUUAUAAUUU